Messenger RNA from Metarhizium brunneum ARSEF 3297, 1554 nucleotides. RefSeq lists its product as uncharacterized. NCBI's taxonomy places the organism in Eukaryota, Fungi, Ascomycota, Sordariomycetes, Hypocreales, Clavicipitaceae. The record is from RefSeq and is a predicted model, not a curated record.
AUGUUCUCAGGCGGCAACUACACUUUCCGAAAUGCCAGCAGCAACACCACGGUGGGAUGGGUUGGUUCAAGCGAUCAUCGUGGUACUCUUGAUAUCCUGUACUCCAGCGGCGCCACCAUUCUCUUAUGUGUCUGGAUUUCUACGUAUCCAAAUAUUCCGGCCCCGAGAGAUCGUCUGUAUCACAGGCUGAUUGAUAAGUUCAACUUGGCCAUGAUCGGUUUCCUAGGCCCCGAUUUACUUUUUGCGCUUGCAUUGGGUCAGUGGAGUAGCGCAAGAAGAAGUGUUGAGGAAUUCAGAAGAGUUGUUCCGAACGACAAGGACAGGAGCUGGUCCAUCACGCACGGUUUUUAUGCUGAUAUGGGAGGAUUUCGAAUCGUCUCCAAUCGGGAGGAGGAUGGCAUUCCUACCGAGGACGGCAUCCCCGUGAAUGCGAAACAGCUUCUAUACCUGAUCGAGCAUGAAUAUAUUGACAUACCAUCAUUAAAAGAGAAGGAAAUCAAGGCAAUGAGUGCCAGUGACACAUUCUCCAAAGUGCUCGUCUUGUGGCAAGUCUGCUGGUUUACCGUGACAGAAGUAAUGCGAUUCGGAUACCACGCACCAAUUACAACCCUCGAACUAACAGCAUUCAUUUUUGCCGUCAUGAUGUUGGCAACAUCUUUUGCCUGGUUUCAAAAACCGCAAAUUACCAGGUCAACUUGCAUCAAACUCCGAAAUGGUUUAUCUUUCCAGGACAUUCGAGACACAGCAAGGACCUCGACCCACCCUAAUAUGCAGGAUAGAUGGUACGAAACUCCUUUGGAUUUCAUUUGGAAAAGAGGCUCGUUUCAACUUGACAAGCAGUGGCAGUACUUCAGCUACCUUAGCCAUUUGUGUCGUGUUCCCCUCUUCACGCGUUUGCCAAGUGGAAAGAACAAAGCGUGGGAGCGAAUGCCGUCGGAUAUUUGGUAUCGCCCGCGAGGAUUCUUGGUUCCCCUAGGGCUUGUCGUACAAGUUCCGUUUUGUUUGUCGUUUCUCGGCGCAUGGAAGUUCCAUUUCGCAACUAGGGCAGAGCAGGUUCUGUGGCGUACUUCUGCUGUCUAUCAUGCCGCAUACUCCCUUGUGAUUACAAUUUAUUACAUUCUAGGGCUGGGGGAGCAAAAGCACACUGACAAUGUCAUGGCAUUACCAGCACAGAUCAAUCAAAACUACCAUCAGCCGCCACCGGCGGAAAGUCAAUUAUGUGUCAUAGUACCGAGCAAAACGAACAUUUCUAUUCUUGCGUCACCGACGCAAGUGGUUUCAUCGCGGUGCUUGGAUACCGAACAAGGCCUGAUUUCUCAAAAGAUUAGUCUCAAUCAGAAGCAGCUACCUGUGGCGCGGUAUUGGAGAAAUUUAUCUCCCGGUGGGGAUCCCGACCAAGAAAUAUCUCUACGUUGGACAACAUUGCUGUUUAUUCUCACCGUCAUCUACAUCUUCUCACAUUUAUACAUCUAUCUAGAAGACCUCAUCUCCUUGAGAUCUCAGCCGGCAGAAGUUUUCCUUGCGAACAAUCAGUUCUUUCCUCUUAUAAGCUGA